Molecule: messenger RNA, 1919 nt
Organism: Rhodofomes roseus
Lineage: Eukaryota; Fungi; Basidiomycota; Agaricomycetes; Polyporales; Fomitopsidaceae
Product: aldehyde dehydrogenase
Exons: 3
Coding region: 136-1785 (549 amino acids)
Molecular function (GO): lactaldehyde dehydrogenase (NAD+) activity
Source: RefSeq, a predicted model, not a curated record
ACCUCCACCACGCUCGACGUCACCUCUUGCGCGUCGACACCACCGACGAAACAAUCCUCCCGAAUGCCGCCCAUAUAAGCAACCAAACAUGGGUGGGUUCUCAACAUAUUCAUCCGAGUCCGUCUCCCUGUCAAAAUGUCCGCAUUCAAGCCGGCCAACAACGAUCACAUCCUCACUGACGACAAGGAGCUGCGCGCCCUCUUCCCGAAGUCGAGGAGCACCAUCAAGCCGCCCUCGUUCAAGGGCUGUCAAUAUCUCGUUCACGGCGAGAUCAAGACGUUCACGAAGGCGACCGAGCCCAUCGCGACGGCCAUCUAUGCCGGAGACGAACGGGUCGUGAUCUCGGAGUUCGCAAGGUGCGACAAGGAGGUCGCCCUCGAGGCCCUCGAGGCUGCACAGGCCGCAUGGGACAAGGGCAGGGGCAAGUGGCCGAACUCGACCAUCCAGGAGCGAGUGCGGGCGAUGCACGGAUUCUUGCAGGAUUAUAAGGCUGCGAGAGAGGAGAUGGCGGAGCUGCUCAUGUGGGAUAUCUGCAAGUCGAAGAAGGACGCGACAGAUGAGAUUGACAGAACCAUUGACUUCAUCGAGGACACGAUCAGCGAGGCCGUCCGGCUCUACAACUCCCAGACCAACUUCGAGGUCAGCUCCGGCGUCGCCGCGCAGAUCCGGCACAUGCCCGUGGGGGUCGUGCUCGCGUCGGGGCCGUUCAACUACCCGAUGAACGAGUGCUACACGACGUUCAUCCCCGCGCUCAUGGCGGGGAACACCGUCAUCCUGCGCAUCCCGCGCAACGGCGCGUCGCCGCACUUCCCGACGCUGCGCAUGUUCCAGAAGCACUUCCCGCCUGGCGCGAUCAACGUGCUCUCCGGCUCGGGGCGCGAGAUCAUGACGCCGCUCAUGCAGAGCGGCGGCAUCGACUACCUAGCGUUCAUCGGCCGCUCGAGCAGCGCGAGCGCGCUCAUCAAGGCACACCCCGAGCCGCACCGCCUGCAUAGCUUGCUGCAGAUGGACUCGAAGGACUGCGCGAUACUCCUGGAGGACGCGGACGUGGAGCUGGCGGCGAAGCAGUGCGCGAGCGGCGCGUUCUCGUUCAAUGGUCAGCGGUGUACGGCGAUCAAGCUUAUCUGGGUGCCGGAGAAGCGGGUGGCAGACUUUGUGCCGAAGUUCGUGCAGGCGGUGGACGCGCUGAAGAUUGGCAUGCCGUGGGAUGCGGACGCGAAGAUUACCCCCUUGUGCGAGGAUGAAAAGCCGAAUGGACUCAAGGACCUCAUCGAGGACGCACUGAAGCAUGGCGCCCACAUCUUGAACAAAAACGGUGCACGGUUCGCGAAGUCGCUCGCUAGUCCAACAGUGGUCGGGCCCGUGACGAAGGACAUGAAGCUAUAUCUUGAGGAGCAGUUCGGCCCCAUCGCACCCAUCGCAGUCUACAAGGACAUUAACGAGCCGCUCUCGUGGAUCGCCGAGAACAAGUACGGGCUGCAGAGCGCCGUGUUCGGCUAUGAGCCGACAGCUCUCGCCCGUGUGGUGGACGCGCUCGCCAUGGCAGAAGGUCGGGUGAACAUCAACAGCCCAGACAAGCGUGGGCCAGACGUGCUCCCGUUCACGGGAAAGAAGAACUCGGCGUUGGGCAUGACGAACGCGAAGGAGGCCUUGAAGCUGUUCGCGAUCCCGACGAUCGUGGCGACGACGCUCGGAGAUGAGAGGAAUCUGAGCGCCGUGGAGGGUUUGGUUAGGAGCGGGAAGAGCAAUUUCUUCAAUCAGGACUUUGUCUUUCCGCCAUCGUGAGUACUUAGAGCAUUUGAACGUGGUGCCGACCGUGGACAGCAUACAAAAGCAAUGUAACAUUAGCUCGCACGUCAUAUAACCAUCUCAUCCACCGUGUCAUUAUUCUUCAAUAGUAAUGUUCGGAUCGGGGUCGA